This is a messenger RNA of Phanerochaete carnosa HHB-10118-sp, 999 nucleotides long. RefSeq lists its product as uncharacterized. The coding region runs from base 1 to 918 and encodes 305 amino acids. Lineage: Eukaryota; Fungi; Basidiomycota; Agaricomycetes; Polyporales; Phanerochaetaceae. The transcript has 2 exons. The record is from RefSeq and is a predicted model, not a curated record.
AUGCCUCGGCGCAGGACAGUGCACGGUGCAGUGGCGAAUGGCUCGACAGUCACAUUCCCCUUCAACGGCACAGGCAUCACAUUCUUUGGCACCGUGUCGGUGCCAUCGCCGGGGGUGGAGCUAAGUGUGUCCUCCUUCGUGAUGGACUCGGACACGCCUAACGAAGUACUGGUGACGGCACCGCUUCCGACGGAGACCAUGUACCAUCAUGCGUGGUACACGUCGCCACCGCUGCGCGACGGCCCGCACACACUCGUUGUUACCGCCUUGAACACAAACGCAAACGACAUCAUAUGGUUCGACUAUCUGGAAUAUGUGCCGAGUGAGGCUAGUCCUGUGUCGCCUGUGUCGCCCUCGCCACCAUCUUCGGCCACAAUAACCAGCACGGGCAGUGUUGGCGGUCCGGUACUGCAAACAUCGGCGCCAUCCAACUCCUCUGCAACGCCAUCGGCACUUCCCAUCGCGACGCAUAAAGCAGCCGACCUGGGCACUAUCCUCCCCGCCGCACUCGUCCCUGCAACCGUGCUCUCGCUGCUCUUGGGCGUAUUCUUCCUCCGCUGCCGACGACGGCGUGAGGGCCGCCAUCACCUCACGCGAGAGCACGCCCUCAAUCAGGAUGACCCAUGCGGCAGCGCGAUUAGUGGCCAUUUCUACGUGGUUUCGGCGAUGAUUGGUCAUGAGGCGGCGCUGGGCGAAGCUUACACCGCGACAGCGCCCAUUUCAACGUACACACUUAUGCGCCGACCGAUGUCAGAGUCGUUGUUCAGAGGGUCCGACGGAGGAAGCGUCGUGCUGCCAACGACCUAUGCCACCUCGGGCGCGGCUUCAUCUACGGUAGGCCAUGCGUCAGAGGCGAGCGGCACGAAGUAUGAGGAGGGGCCACCGGCGUAUGGGGACCUACUGCUUGAGGUCUCUUAGAGACGCGUGUUUUAGGACUGUAUAUUCUUGAGUGCCUUAGUACAGAUCACGUAAGUAGACAUACUGUAGUUUUACGACCGU